Suillus plorans is the source of this 3526-nucleotide messenger RNA. RefSeq lists its product as uncharacterized. The transcript has 3 exons. Lineage: Eukaryota; Fungi; Basidiomycota; Agaricomycetes; Boletales; Suillaceae. The record is from RefSeq and is a predicted model, not a curated record. The coding region runs from base 119 to 3364 and encodes 1081 amino acids.
CAUACCGCAACCUACAGACGAGUCGGUGUUUCCUCAGCCUCACUGGCACUGAUAUACACCGGAAUAGAUCAUAUCCAUCCUUCCACAACUUUGACACGACUCACGCGAGUCAUCAUUAAUGAGUCAAGAUCACUUUUCAGGAUCGUUUGAAGGAACUUGGGAGAAGCUGUCCCAGGUCGCCGUCAAGGGUGCUGAAUAUGACUCGCGCGAACGUCGGCCCCACCCAAAAUGUUUACAAGGGACCCGAGUGGACCUUCUCAACUACAUCCGCAGAUUACUAGAUGACCAAGAGAAGAGUCGACUCAUUUGGCUGCAUGGCACAGCAGGCGUCGGAAAGUCCGCUGUUGCUUUCACUGUGGCCGAAACGAUGAGAGAUUUAAAAGUGACAGAGGAAACGCAUGUCGAAAAGCGGCUCGCGGGAACAUUCUUUUUUUCACGAAAACACACGAAACGCUGCACCACUGGCUAUUUCUUUGUGACACUUGUCUACCAGCUUGCCAGCAAUUUCGCCAGCGUCCGGAAUGAUGUCAACAGAACUAUCAGGGACAAUCCUGCUCUUCUAGACCCUGACAAAUCUCUUCGCGACCAGUUGGAGGCAUUAUUCAUCCAACCUCUCCGAAGGCUUCAAUUGAGACUGCGUGGGUGUCCGCCUUUGGCAUUUGUUGUCGACGCUCUUGAUGAAUGCACGUCUGAAACCGAGCUUGCUGAUCUCAUUCUUUACCUUGCACGGGCUCUUCGUGAACCUCAUCUCCCUGUUGUCCACAUUCUGCUUACGAGUCGUUCGGAAUCGCAUAUUUGUAAAGCCUUUCAGAAUGCCGAGGUGUACCCGCUGGUGUGCGAGAUACCUGUGAAAACUUCUGGGGAGGGCGUCGCUGCCACUAUCUCGUUAGAUGGUGCAGAUGUUGACAAGGACAUCUAUAUUUUCUUGCAUCAUUCCUUCACGGAGCUACAAAGUCGCCAUCCUGAUUUCCCCCAGCCAUCAAGGGAUGAGCUUGAGCGGCUGGCCAGCCGAGCGGGCAGACGUUUCAUUGUGGCGUCUACGAUGAUGAAGUUUAUUGAUGAUGGAGACAGUGAUCCCCGCGAUCGGCUUCAAGUCAUGCUGGAUCUGGCGAGUGAAUUGCUACCAGGAACGGAGGUGUACGAGUUGUAUGACCGUAUCCUGUCCACAUGCGCCGACCCUAAGCGGGCAUACCAACACUUGUCCAUCGUCGCUGCCCUCGCAGAUCCUCUACCAAUUUCACAACUCUCAAAACUUCUUGGCCCUGGCCUAGGCAGGGACGUCGAGACAGCACUGGUGCAACUACGCUCCAUCAUGGAUAUCCCUACAGACGGCAGUCUCCCCGUGAAUAUCUAUCACUCGUCCGUUCGUGACUAUGUUUCCGACCCCUCCAACUGUAACCUUUCUCAAGUACACAACAUCCUCUCACCCCACUCCAUACUCGCUUACUCCUCUUUCCGCUUGAUGAUGAAAGAGAUUCCAGAACGCUCAGCCCUCUUGGAUAUGCUCUCAGACUUAAAGAAGCACAGCCGAACUAUGAAGUCUCAAGAUCCCCAAAGAUUAAAAGAAUCUUUAUCCUUCCUCGUCCAGCCGCCAGAACCACUGUCAGUUCUCGUUGCUCUGCUAUGGUUUCGAGGGGACCGUAGUCCAGAUUUAGAAUUCUGGCUAGGGACACAGGAUGGGCGUGCCUGGCUGCAAACUCCGAGAGGGACAACUUGGCUGUGUGCCAUGGGUGGGGAGAACUGGCUACAGACACAGGAGGGGCAGGACUGGCUGCAGACUCAAGGGGGAAAGGACUGGCUGCAGAUCUGGGCUGGGAUACGCUGGUUGUGGUCCUUAGGUGGAAGCAUUUGGCUGCUGACCAAGGGUGGGAACGAUUGGUUGCGAACUCAGCAGGGCAAGGCUUCGCUGCAAAGUCAGUUGGGGAAGGAAUGGUUGAAAACCGUGUUGGGAACAGCUUGGCUAGAGAGUCAGGGCGGGAAAGACUGGCUGAAAAGUCAGGAAAGGGGAAACGAGGUGCGGAAAGGUGACCGUCCGUCGCAUAUAGGAGUAGACUGGGUGUUCCAUCAUGGUGACAGCUUGCCGGAGAUCGGAGGCAAGGUGCAGAUUACGGGCAUGCACAAAAUUUAUGCGCCGACUCAGCAGUUAAUCUCGAAGUGGAACCCGCAAAAUGACACGAAGCGGAUGGAUUGGCUGAAGACCCAUGGUGGACUGGCCUGGUUGCUAACCCAAGAGGGGGAAAUCUGGUUGCAGAGUUUCAGCGGUCGAAAGUGGCUGCGCAUUCAAGGUGGGAAGGACUGGUUGGGAACGAUCGGAGGAAACUCGUGGCUACGGACGCAAGGCGGGAGAUGUUGGCUGCAGACGUUAGGUGGGAGGGGCUGGCUGAAAACCCCUGGUGCCCAAAACUGGUUGGAGACCCAAGACGGGCAAGACUGGUUGGAGACCAAGCACGGGUGGGACUGGCUGGAGACCAAGCAUGGCCGAAACUGGCUGCAAUGUUGUAUGCGUGCCUCGGAUGGACGAGGCUGGCUACAGACUAAGGGCGGAAGAAACUGGUUGCAGACCCAGGGCGGGCGAGACUGGUUGGAGACUCCUGAUGGUGAAACCUGGCAGGCGACUCCUGCGGCCUCUGUCUGGGUGACAAUGGAAGAAUUCUCGAACACAUUGAAAACAAUCAGCGAGCAUAAAUUUGUUCCAGAAUCUUCACCACUGCUAGCUUUCCAAGCAAUCCAGCAGUUCAGAACCUUGCCGGAUGUCUUGAUAUUUCCGGUGUUCCUCUCGUUAAGACAUCAGAAUCAUUCCAACUCUGCAUUACCAGAAUCUCGUUUUUCACCAGACAGAAAGAUCAUUCAUGCUAUGAAUGCCUUUAUGACUUUCGCAAACGAAGCACAGGAACGAAGUCAAUCAGUUUCGGAAGCUCUCAAAUAUGCAUGUCAAAACUGGGCCCUUCAUCUCUCCCGCGCUCCGAAUCCAUUGGAUGAAAAGAUCAGCCAUAUAUACAAGGCUUUCUGGAAUCGUCAUCUCCUCUCCUGGCUCGAAAGGCAGUGGUGUUUGAAGGGUCUACAGUCUUGCCUCAUUGUUUUAUCUACUGUGCAGACACUCGCAAAGCCGAAUAAAACACUGCCUGUCAUAGUUCCUGACUCCGGAACGUCGACAAAGGAAACUUCACCACUUGCUGCUACCACCUCCAACACGUGGAUACGGCCGUCCCCUUCCAUUCUUCCUCUUGUCCCACCCUUAUCACCAACCUACAACGCCACCGUUUCAGAUGCUGGCAUAUCUGCAAAACGGGUGUUAGAUGAGCCUCGAAUUAACAGCGAUAAUCCAAAUGGAUCCGCCCCAUUAAAACGCCCGAAACGAGACUAGCAGGACUUACAGUUGGGAUCCACUGAAAUAAAUUUCCUUUUAUUUUACAUAGGUUGUUCGAUGGAAGCCCGGGAGAGAGGACGACAGUGGGGAUUCAUCGAUAUUCAUCAGUACUAGUAUACUACUAUAAUACUACCGAUACAGAAUGCACAGCCACAAAUU